This is a messenger RNA of Hyposmocoma kahamanoa, 7344 nucleotides long. It is a transcript of the gene Not1, whose product is annotated as CCR4-NOT transcription complex subunit 1. Gene Ontology annotation, cellular component: P-body; CCR4-NOT core complex. Gene Ontology annotation, molecular function: molecular adaptor activity. The record is from RefSeq and is a predicted model, not a curated record. The coding region runs from base 99 to 7271 and encodes 2390 amino acids. The transcript is spliced from 15 exons. NCBI's taxonomy places the organism in Eukaryota, Metazoa, Arthropoda, Insecta, Lepidoptera, Cosmopterigidae. Gene Ontology annotation, biological process: nuclear-transcribed mRNA catabolic process, deadenylation-dependent decay.
AAAAACUCUAAAAGAACACACGUUUACCGUAGUAGUCCGUCAAAAAUCAAGAAAGCUUCAAACGUGUUUGAAGCUUUCGGUUUCGCAUUAAUGGAACUAUGAACCUGGACCCUUUAACGUUUAGCUUAUCGCAAAUCAAUUAUCUCGUUGUAAAUUUAAGUAAGAAGAACUUCAAGCAGACAAGUCAAGAGUUAUCCCAGAUUGUCAAUAUCUAUGGAUUGGAAGCAGAAAAUCAACUCUUGAGGUGCCUGCUCACCGAAGCUGCUAAGGCAUCGUGGGAUUCUGACCGUUCUGGAUCCUCAUUGAACAAUAAUCUCCACGCAUCACUCCUCGCCCAACACUUGGCAUCUUUGCUGAACCACCCGGCAAAGUCUACGGUGGUUUGCCGAGCAGUUGAUAAUCCGACUCGUACGCUUCAAAAGAUAUUAAAGCCUACCAAUACAUUACUCAAUCGCCUUUCAAGAUUAUUGAGACUAACUACCGCCGAGGAUGUUGCCUUCUCUCUGGUUUUGAGGAGGAAUUCUUCUAAAACUGAAAUUGUAUCAUUAACUAAGCAACAUCUGAAAAAGAGGUUCCUGGAUCUUGUUCAGUGCUAUCUAGACGCAGAACGAGGACAUCAAGUGGAACGUGCAGGUCUUCAGGAAUGCAGCCCUGAAGUUUUGCAAACUCUACUGACGAGUCUAGCGCACGAAAAUUUUCGGCUUGCCGCUGUGACUAAAGAUUUAUUUCUUAAGCGUUUGCGUGUCGACUUCCCUCGUGAGGUCGUACCUAUUGUGCUUGCACCUUUAUUGUAUCCCGACGAUACGCAGACGCCACUCAAGGAAAUGACUACUGCGGACGACAUGACAGCCGCCAUGAUGGACAACUCUUUAGCUGAUAUCAUCCGAGAUAUCGGAUAUUCCUUUACAUCAUCAGUUGAAGAGUGCAAAAACAACAUGCUGAAUUUUGGUGCGCGGGAACCAGCGGCGAUAGACGUGGCCAGGAUCAUUUCCAUGAUGAUUAGAUAUCACGCUACCCUGCAAGACGGCCCGCCACUACAAACGCCUGGCAACUUCUGGAUGAGUCACGAAGCUAAGAAGGACCCCUUGACUCUCGGACAUGGGGAAUCUUGGAAUGCUGAAGUUUUUGUACAGACGCUGAAAGAAUUAGCUUCAAAUCUGAAUUGGAAGGAGGUCAUUCUACAACUUGACCAUCCCGAAUUUAUAGUUCCUGACAGACAAGGCCUCAGCUUAUUGUUUACCAUAUUACGACUUGGUCUGCAAAGUGCAGGCUAUCCAUCUAAUAUUUUCCCAGUGGAAUAUUUAUGCCGGCGAUGGACAAACCUUGAGGGACAAAUGAGCCUGAUCAGCAACAUUCUGAAACAUCCCGACAUCUUUAGUUUUGCCGAUCAUCCGUUCCACCCUGUAUCUAUCGAUUUGCUUAAAUCACCACCUGAAACGGACAAUAAAGAAAUAGCGACAUGGCGCUGUCUUUAUUUGGUCGAACUUCUGCUCUAUGCAGCUGAGCGAGGUUACUACAUGCAGGUACAUGAAUUGUUCAAGUUUCCUCUGCAGCAUUGUCCUGACGUCUUGUUGCUUGCUCUACUACAAAUUAAUCCACCUAUCACAAUAUUCAGACAAGAGUUAUUGACAACGCUGAUCCCAAUAUUCUUGGGCAACCACCCCAACUCAGGAAUCAUACUGCAUCACGCCUGGCACACACAGAAUCCCAAUAUAAAACCCAUCAUAAUGCACGCCAUGGCCGAUUGGUACAUACGCGGCGAAUGCGAUCAGUCGAAACUUUCAAGAAUAUUAGAUGUUGCUCAAGAUUUGAAGGCCUUAUCUCUACUUUUAAAUGUCCAGUCUUUCCCGUUCGUCAUCGAUUUAGCAUGUCUGGCAUCUCGAAGAGAGUAUCUUAAGCUGGACAAGUGGCUAACAGACAAAAUUAGAGAUCAUGGAGAGACUUUCGUUUCGGCUAUGGUGAAAUUUCUUCAGAGAAGAUGUCCAGUCCUGGGGAAAGGCCCCGAAGAACAACUGCCUAAAGCCGCACAAUUACCACACGAAACCAUUACAACCAUGCUCACAUGCUUGCAGCUGUGUAUUCCUAACGUUCAUCAAGAACAACAGGAAGCUAUUUACAAUGUAAUCACCAAUUGUCAAACUCUCAUAUUGAGCAAGACUAGGACAAUACCGGGCAUGGCCCGAUCUCAUACGAGGGUAUUGGAGACUCCCUUCAAUCCCACUGGUUUAGGUGGACAGUUAUUUACUCCUCAUGUGGAUUCACUUACUACUUUGACACCAAAUGUGGCUAAUAUGAAUUUAGGAGCUCCAGGAAACACAACCUUUGCUAUGCCCGGCUCUCUAGGACCUCUAGUAACGACUCCAGGUUCGCCUUCCAGACUGAUGGGAGCUGGACCUAAUAGUCCGUUUGCUAUGAUGCCGCUGCAGCAUAACACCAACGUUGCUAACAUGACCGCUCUCGGAAGAAUGGCACCGGCUCCGGUGCUGGACAAACCACGUAUACCGGACCCCAUCCAUUUUCCUGAAAUAAUGCAUAAUGUCUCCAAGGAAAUUGAGGAUGAAGCAAACGGAUAUUUUCAAAGGAUAUACAACCAUCCGCCACACCCUACUUUGUCUAUCGACGAAGUUCUGGAUAUGCUGAAGAAAUUUCAGGAUUCUCCUAAUAAACGUGAAAGAGAAGUAUUCUCCUGCAUGCUGCGUAACUUGUUUGAAGAAUACAAGUUCUUUCCGCAGUAUCCGGACAAAGAAUUACAUAUAACAGCUCAGCUCUUUGGCGGAAUAAUAGAGAAAGGCCUAGUUCCUAGUUACGUAUCGCUAGGCUUGGCUUUACGUUUCGUGCUUGAUGCAUUGCGAAAACCAGAAGGCUCUAAAAUGUACUACUUCGGAAUAGCUGCUCUGGACCGAUUCAAAUCGCGUCUGAAGGAUUACCACAAAUAUUGCGAGCACGUUCGGGCUAUCCCACAUUUUAGUGAGUUCCCUCCACACUUGAUAGAAUACGUUGAAUACGGGCUACAGAGCCAAGAACCGCCCACCAAACCACAAGGGGCAGUUUUGCCUACAAGUCUGGCAGCUAUACUGAACCAAAGCUCAGUUGUAACAGUCUCAACACCAUACAGGACCGUAAUCUGUGCACCACCAUCGUCUAUAUCAGUUAUAUCCAAAGUUACAAACGCUGGCGGCAUAAGUAGCCGGCCGUCGAUCGCCAACGCGACCAAUAUUGACACGCUGCUCACUGCCACGGACCGAGAAGAUAAGAUCAAUUCCCCACCGGAGGCCAUUCAGGACAAGACAGCAUUCAUUUUCAAUAACCUCAGUCAGUUAAAUCUACAAACGAAAUGUGAAGAACUCAAAGAAAUUAUUACAGAAGAAUACUAUCCAUGGCUUUCACAGUACCUCGUCAUGAAGAGAGCAUCCAUUGAAUUGAAUUUCCACGCCCUGUAUUCGAAUUUCCUUGACGUGCUCAAAAUUCGUGAAGUAAACAAAAUGGUCACAAAAGAAACCUACCGGAACAUUAAAGUGCUCCUCCGCUCUGACAAAGGAAUUGCAAACUUUUCUGACCGUUCUUUACUAAAGAACCUCGGACACUGGCUCGGCAUGUUAACAUUAGCGCGAAACCAACCUAUCCUUCAUGUAGAUAUUGACCUAAAAGCCCUAGUGCUUGAGGCUUACCACAAAGGUCAACAGGAGCUUCUCUACGUGGUCCCAUUCGUGGCUAAAGUGCUAGAGUCUUGUGCGAAGAGCGUCGUCUUCAAACCGCCAAACCCUUGGAUGAUGGCGUUGAUGAACGUCCUGGCAGAGUUGCAUCAAGAACCCGAUUUGAAGCUGAAUUUGAAGUUUGAAAUUGAAGUGUUGUGUAAAAACCUUAACUUGUCAAUUACGGACCUUAAGCCUUCUCUCUAUUUGAAAGAUCCAGAAAAGGUGAGGCUCAUCGAGUUCCAGCUUUCGCAGCCCAAACCAAAUAAAGAAGCUGCAAACACACCAAUGCCACAGGUCAAUCAAACCAUUGUCCAGGCACCGCCAAUACAGAUGCUAGUUCCUCCUCCGCCUAUGAUCCCGACUGAAGAGAUCGUCGCCGCCGUUGCUACUCCUACCAGCGGCCUUGCAACUAAUGACCCAACACUGAUGGGCUUUCUUGGACUGCCCGAGCCCAGGUUCAACUAUUUAGACGUGAAUGUUUCCUCAACAUCUGCAUUUGGACAGAAGAUAUGUUUCAAUCCCCAUAUUAUCCUGUUCCAAAAUUAUCCUCAUCUCAAGCAAUUCGUGAAGCCUGCGAUCGAAAGAUCGAUUCAGGAAUGGAUACAUCCAGUGGUCGACAGAUCGAUCAAGUACGCUCUUACCACUUGCGAGCAAAUUAUCCGAAAAGAUUUUGCAUUUGACCCUGACGAAGUCAGAUUGCGUACUUGCGCCCACCACAUGAUGAGAAACCUGACCGCGGGCAUGGCCAUGAUCACGUGUCGCGAACAAAUCAUCAGCACUAUCAGCACCAACUUGAAGACGGCAUUCGUGACUGCGCUCAUGCCUUCCACACCUCAGAAGGAGAUCAUUGAGAGUGCAGCAGCUGUUCUCGCCACAGAAAACAUGGAGCUGGCUUGCGCUUUCAUACAGAAGACCGCUGUCGAGAAGGCACUGCCUGAACUAGACAAACGACUAAUGAAUGAUUACGAAGUGAGAAAACUCGCCCGACAAGAGGGCAGGCGCUACUACGACCCCAUCGUCCUCACUUACCAGACCGAGCGCAUUCCAGAAAGAGUGCGCCUACGCGUCGGCGGACCUACCGAUCAACAGAUCGCCGUAUACGAAGAGUUUGCAUGCAACAUUCCCGGUUUCAUGCCAAUUCGCGAUCCUGGAAUGUUUAUGCCCAAGCAAUCGGUGCAAGAACAAAUCCCGCAACUGACUUUCAGCCAAGUUAUGAAUCCCGCUCAGGUUUACGGCGCUGACGAAAUGACCUCCCUGAUAAAUGCUGCUGAGUUGUUCCUCACGAAUUCGCUCGGCGUGGCAUCGCUUACCGUUCAAGCUACAAACAUGCACGCCCUCCUUGAGUGCCUUGUCAUAGCAAGGAGGAACCGUGACAUUGUUUCCGGAUAUACUCUACUACAGAAGGCCGUGGAAGGUCUUCUCGAUGGCCAUAUCGUCCAGCCGGGCACGUCCAGCGAUCAUGUAGAGAUGAUGAACAGAUACCGUGAUAUUCACAUUAGAGUUCUCAAGCUCCUUGAAGACGCGAGAGUAUACGGACACGUCUGGACUACCAAGCAGAUCACUUGCUAUCUUACCGAGUGCAGGGAGGAACUGAGAUAUAACGCAGAGGCUACAGAUUGUCUCAUUAGGAAUCACUUGAUCAACUUGCCUCAGUACGACAUCGCUCUUGCUCACAUGAUGGACAAUGGGAAUAACUACAUGGCGGUAGCUUUCGCUAUGCAACUCGUGCAGUUGUAUUUGGUAGACGACAGGAACAAUAUGUACGCGAAUGAGUCUGAUCUUUACCACACCACUGAGACGCUUUUGCGCAUCAUGUCGCAUUCCCGGCAGCCGCCGCCAGAAGGUCUCGGGUCCUUGAUUGAAAUGUUACGCAUCAACCAGGAUCCUAGCGCUUACCUUGGCGAGAGGUCGCCGCUAGGGCCGACUGCGCACAUCCAUUCCGGAAUCUUACAAGUGCGGGCUCGUGAUUACGACGACCCACCUGGCCUGCAAGACAAAACCGAGAACCUCCUUCGGGAAUGGCGAAACGUGCUCUUGAGCCCGCUAACUGAAAUCGAGAUUGCGCAAAAUUUUAAUAUCUACGUUCAUCGCAUGAACAUGAAUGGAAUUUUGAAAUCUGACGAUAUGAUCACGAGGUUUUUCCGCAUCGCCACCCAAAUGUGCAUCGAGAACGUGUACCAGCAGCUGAAUGAGGAACGCAUGAAUCCCCCUCAAAGCCCGCCCAAGAGGGAUAAGUACUACGCCAUGUGCGAUUCCUUUAUCAAGCUCGUGUCACUGCUAAUCAAGAACACUGCUGAUAGUGGCAACCCUACGCCGAAGCUCAAUCUCUUGAACAAGAUCCUGGGGAUCAUCGCUGGCUGUUUGCUUCAAGACCAUGAGGAACAUGGCACCAACUUCCAACAGCUGCCGUACCACCGGCUCCUGCUUAUUCUGUUCCUCGACAUGAACAUGGCGGAACCUGUUUUAGAAUCUAUGAACUACCAGGUUCUGACAGCGUUCUGCCAUACCUACCGCAUCAUCCGGCCGAAUAUCGCUCCUGGAUUCUGCUAUGCGUGGCUCGAGCUGGUUGCUCAUCGCACCUUCAUUAACCGAGUGCUGGCCGUCACGCCACAGCAAAAGGGCUGGGGAAUGUAUUCCACACUCUUGGUCGACCUUUUCAAGUUCCUCGAUCCGUUCCUUCGCAACACUGAGCUCGCGUCUCCAGUCAUGAUGUUGUACAAGGGCACCCUAAAAGUGCUCUUAGUACUCCUCCAUGACUUCCCGGAGUUCCUGUGCGACUAUCACUACGGAUUCUGCGAUGAGAUACCGCCUAAUUGUAUACAAAUGCGGAACCUCAUCUUGUCGGCCUUCCCCCGCAACAUGCGCCUGCCAGAUCCAUUCACGCCAAACUUGAAGGUAGACUUGCUGACGGAAAUAGCGUUACCACCACGCGCUGUUAUCAACUAUGCCACCUUGAUACCGGUGUCUCAAUUCAAGAAGGAUUUGGAUGCGUACUUGAAGGCCCGCACCCCGGUCACUUUCUUGUCGGAACUCAGGGGCAACAUGCAGGUGGUGAAUGACCCUGGCCGCCGUUAUAACUGCCAGUUGAUGAAUGCUGUGGUUCUGUAUGUGGGCACUCAAGCCAUCGCACACAUUCGUGCCAAAGGCCAGACCCCGAACAUGUCGACAAUCGCUCAUUCUGCGCACAUGGACAUCUUCCAGAAUUUCACCGUCGAUUUCGACUUUGAAGGCCGAUACUUGUUCCUGAAUGCCAUCGCGAACCAGCUUCGGUACCCUAACAGCCACACUCACUACUUCAGCUGUUGCCUUCUCUACUUAUUCGCCGAGGCGAACUCCGAAGCGGUGCAGGAGCAGAUCACGCGAAUGCUUCUCGAACGGCUGAUUGUGAACAGACCACACCCUUGGGGACUGCUCAUCACGUUCAUUGAACUCAUCAAGAACCCCAUUUACAAAUUCUGGUCCCACGAGUUCGUGCACUGCGCCCCAGAGAUUGAGAAGUUGUUCGCGUCUGUAGCGCGGUCGUGCAUCGUGGACAAGUCCGUCACUGGAGGGGGCGAACGGGAGAUAGCCGAGUAGCGCCGCGCCAAUUGGGAGUCUGCGCGGCAUAAGCAAAUAUUUAGAAGCUUUGCCGUUAAAGGUAAACAAAUUA